This is a messenger RNA of Boleophthalmus pectinirostris (great blue-spotted mudskipper), 849 nucleotides long. RefSeq names its product putative proline-rich protein 21. Bases 1 to 849 code for a protein of 282 amino acids. NCBI's taxonomy places the organism in Eukaryota, Metazoa, Chordata, Actinopteri, Gobiiformes, Gobiidae. The record is from RefSeq and is a predicted model, not a curated record. The transcript has a single exon.
AUGCCCCCUAUUCCGACAUUUGUUGACAUUUUUACAACCUACAUGUAUUUUGGAGCAUCACAUUUUUUGCCUUGUAUACACCAUUUGGCCCGUGUCUUCUUGCGUACGUCGUGUGGACGUGUCUUCUCUCAUAUGCAGCAUAGACAGCGCCUCUUCCCGUACGCCACGUGGCCCCUGUCUUCUCGCAUGGACCGUGUCUUCUCAUGUGAACCGUGUCUUCUCACGUACACCGUAUGGACCAUGUCUUCUCGCAUACGCCGCAUGGACCGCACCUCUUCCUGUACAGCUUGUGGGCCGUGUCUUCUUGCGUAUGCCGUCUGGCUUGUGUCUUCUUGCAUACGCCGCGUGGACCGUGUCUCCUCCCGUAUGCCGCGUGGACCACGCCUCCUCCCGUGCGCCAUGUGGACCGUGUCUUUUCAUGUACGUCGCAUGGACCACGCCUCCUCCCGUACGCCGUGUGGACCGUGUCUUUUCAUGUACGUCGCAUGGACCACGCCUCCUCCCGUACGCCGUGUGGACCGUGUCUUUUCAUGUACGUCGCAUGGACCACGCCUCCUCCCGUACGCCGUGUGGACCGUGUCUUUUCAUGUACGUCGCAUGGACCACGCCUCCUCCCGUACGCCAUGUGGACUGUGUCUUCUCGCGUACACUGUGUUGACCGAACCUCCUCCCAUAUGCCGCGUGGGCCGUGUCUUCUCGCGUACACCACAUGAUCUGCGCCUCCUCCCGUACACUGCAUGGACCGUGUCUUUUCGUGUACGUUGCAUGAACCGUGCCUCCUCCCAUACGCUGCGUGGACCAUGUCUUCUUGCGUCCGUCACAUGGACUAUGCCUCCUCCCUUACGUUGA